Molecule: messenger RNA, 2826 nt
Organism: Anolis sagrei ordinatus
Lineage: Eukaryota; Metazoa; Chordata; Lepidosauria; Squamata; Anolidae
Product: platelet-derived growth factor receptor-like protein
Source: RefSeq, a predicted model, not a curated record
AAAUCUGAGAACCAUUAGCAGCCUUCCCCCGCUGCUUUCUGUAGAAUGUAUCUGAAAAGGACUCAGUAAUAAUAUUUUGUAAUUGGAGAUUUGUUGCUUUUUAAAACCCGGAGUUUGCCUUGCAGUGUGCAAAACUGAAUAGACCCAUUCACCUCCGCUGUGGGAUCCUGAACUCUUGCGGCACUCAUGUGUGAAAGAGAUUUUGUUUUAACGAGGGAAGCUGAGAGUUUGCUUUGCUUUGAAAUUACUGAAUUCUGUGUCCAAGUCUCUCCUUCUUGCCGCCCUUCUCUGACCCAAAAGAACACGUUGGUGUGAGAUUUCUUCUUUAGGUUAAAGUUGCAGCAGAGAUAGCAACUUUGCAAUCGGGACACUGACUUCAGUGGAAAGAGACGUAUCUAAUGUGUGCCUAGUACUCUGCCUCAAGAUGAAUUCUAAGGGAAUGGCUGUUUUGAGCUGUUGCCUACUCCUCAUUGUUUGGGCUGAAUGUCAACAAGAAAAGCCCUCCAAAGCUACUGCAAAGAAAGUUACGAAAGAGCUGAAAGCCAAAGAAAACAAAUUUUCCAGAGCAGCUGGUAAAAAGGUACAGCAGGGAGCAUCAAAGUUUUUAAAGAAAGGCCAAGCCAAGCCCACGACUACCAUUCCCAGUCAAAGGCAGCCUUCACCUCUGUCUAUUCUAACCCGUGCGGUAUCCAAGGGGCAGUUCCAGAAGGUCACUGACACACUGACGCUGAGGGCAGGAGAAACACUGGACUUGCGUUGCAAGGGAAAAUCGGUCAAAUGGAGAUAUCCUCCUUACCUGGAGGAUGAUGACACCGAGUAUCGUCUCAGAAUUAAAUACUUUGGGAAGCACAGUCAGCUGAUUGUUGUCAAUGCCACUGCUGCAGAUACGGGAGAAUAUAGCUGUUGGUCUUUCCAAUGCUAUGACAGUGAGUGCCGUGAUGGAGAAGACAAGUUGGGAAAAACAUACAUCUUUUUCACAGACCCUCUGGAGUUAUUUGUGCCUACAGAAAAUUAUUAUGAAGUGAUCCAAAUGCGUACAAACCAACCUGCUCUUCUGCCUUGCCAAGUGACAAAUCCACUCGCCAAAGUGACUUUGCACCGGGAAUUUCCACCUGAGAAAGUUGUGGUGGAUGGCAUAGAUAUCUCCUAUGACGUGAAGAGAGGGUUCAUGAUCCACCGGCCACGUCCUUCCCAUGCCGGCUCCCUCUUCUGCAUGGCCAAUAUGGAUGGAGUGAGGCAGAUCUCCACAAAAUAUAUGCUGAUUUAUGUGAACUAUCCCUCCUCAGUUCCCAAACCAGCUAUUCGAGCCUCAACAGCCUCUUUUCACAUUGGAGACAAUUUCAAUGUCACUUGCACUGUAUUUGGGGAACCAGAAAUUGCUGUUGAUUUCACAUGGGAAUAUCCAGGGCAGCAAAUUGGAAGACCGCCUUAUGUUCGUGAACACACAGACUUGGUGCGACAGGGAGGACAGGUGCAGCAGGAGUCCAAAAGCAUCCUUUACAUCGAUGAAGCUCGUACUGUGGAUGAUGGGUUGUAUAGUUGUAUUGCUGAAAAUCUCCAGGGCAGCACCACAGUGUCUACCCGUGUUCGUUUGAUUCAAGCCACAUUGGCUCCCAGAAAGGCAAAGUCUGGGUAGCCACCUGUAUGGUUAAAAGUCCCAUACACUUGGGAGUCCUAAAGCUAAAAAGUUGAUACCAGAGAGAAAACUGGAGAAGGCUCUCAUGCCAUUGUGUAGAAGAAGGGAUAUUUGUAGAUGUUGCUUGUUAUGCAACUAGGUAAUAGGUGUUGACACGUUGAAAUUCCCUUUUCUACAGCCAGUUUUGGUACAGGAGCUAUCUCCAGUUUACACCUUGACAAUCAUAAGAACUGACUUCUUUAAAGUUAGACUUAUCCUUUGUUAGUUACAUAUUAAAACAGCAAGAUGAUGCAUUUUUCAAAGCAGACACACACAACCUGGACAUUGCAGAUGAAGAUAAUCUCUUGAAAUAUUCAGUAGUUUUGUCAAGUUGUUGCAGAGCCUGGAAAUCUUUUAUUUGGAACUGCAGCUCCUCGCACCUCUAGUCAUCAUGUCAAGGAUUGUGGAGCCAAUUUUUAAAAAACUUUCUAGCUGAGACUUGCUAUUGUGAGUCCUGGUGGGGUUCUUUUGAUCUCCACUAUUACAAUGUUAUGAUUCCCCUCAAACUGCCAUGACCACAUCCAUGGAAUCCCUGGACUGGAAGUUUAGGGAAACAUCCUUAGAAUCCUCAUUCAGAGAGCAAUAAGCACUUCACCAGACUACAGAUCCCAAUAUCCUUUAGGAUUUAGCCAUGGCAUUUCAAGUGGAAUCUAGUACUAUAAUAGGUCAGGUGAAAGGGCCAGCUCAUCUCUGUUGUGCCCUCUUUCCAAUGAAAAUCCUGUUUAAGAAAGUCUGAGAUCCCAUCCAAUCUUGAAGAGUGAGCCCUGGUAAAGAUAGGAGAUCACCAAAAAAUGCCAGGUGCCGUAUGCUAUAUUUUAGAGAAAGUAACUGGCAAAACCACAUCUGAUUAGUUAUUUCUUAGGAAAACACUAUGACAUUCAUAGGACUGUCAUAAAUUAACAUGUGGCUAUAAGGCAAGUGCGUGUACACACACACAGACACAAUAGUUGGGGAUGGGGGCUUGAAUUGUAAUAAAGAAAAUAACAUGGAGAGAGUAGUCGUGACACAAAUAGCAUCACAGUCAAAUCUGGACAAACACACACACCUUGCUGUCAUCUGUCUGUAUCAAAACAACUGGGAGAUCAAAUCAUGUAACUUCUGUCAAAUCAAAUUUUGUAUGCAUAGCGUUGAUAAACUUGUUAUUACUUUAA